Molecule: messenger RNA, 1027 nt
Organism: Fragaria vesca subsp. vesca
Lineage: Eukaryota; Viridiplantae; Streptophyta; Magnoliopsida; Rosales; Rosaceae
Exons: 2
Coding region: 426-737 (103 amino acids)
Source: RefSeq, a predicted model, not a curated record
UGAAUCUUAGUAAUUGAUAACCACGAGCUCUCAUCUCUCUCUCUCUCUCUCCCCUCUCACUAUCCAAUCAGAUCUCUCUCCUCUUUCUAACAUCAUCGGCGAUUACAAACCAUUACCGAUCAAAUCUGACUCGAAUCCGGCUUCCUCCAACGCCGUCGACGACGGUCUCCACCUCUCCAAACACCUGUACUUCGGGAAGGAUCCAGGCGAGUCGCUACACAAGCCGUCGUCGAGAAAGGACAAGGCGGUCGCCGGCUGCGCCUACCUCCCGACGUCGCCUACGGUCUACGAUGUGAUAUCGAACCCGAUGAUCGUCGAAAACCCGGACAUCUCGAGUACCAGCCGCACGUGCACACCACCUACCUCGCUGUCGACGAUCCCAAUGGCAACACGAUUUCACCGGCGAUAAGAACACCCAUGCUCUCAUGGAGCGCACCAAGCACCAUUUAGGACCAUAUCCAUCGGAUGAUCAGGUUGAUGCUCUAUCAUCAGAUGACUCGUCUUCCUCAAACGCACAGAUCGAAGUCAUUACUGUGUAUAAUCAUAACAAGCAGUUAACAUCUGAAGGUGCUUUGAUGGGAAGGACAUAUCGAGGUGUAUCAGGACUACAUGAUACACCGCGUGGCUCUGUUAUUUUAUUUACCUGUAUAGAUGGGUUUAGGUCCGUUAAGCAACUUUAUGGACAACACCUCUGCAUUAUCUCACCAAUGUUCAGCGGAGGCAGUGGAACCAAUUGAGGAUAGGCAGUGAGGAGUGAGGACUGAUUGAGGCCCUUGAAUCCCAUCAUUCAUCCCUUUAAUGGCACCAUGCAGAGAGUAGGACUGCCAAGAAUUGGAUGCCAUCAAUGUCACAGAUUUAGAUGGGUUCCAAUCUUACAAAUGGUUGAAUUUGAAAAAUUAUAGACUUCAAGUAAGAAGAGCAAGCUUGGAAGUGGCAAUAGUCCAAGAGACGUGUGGCUGCUGGUGCCUACAAGCUUUUCUUGUUUUUGCAGUAAUAAAAUUCUGCGGCUGCUACCCUUUUCUCCUUC